AUGUAUUUCUUAGAAUUUUCGAGUGAUGAAGAGGUUUAUUCGCAAUGUAAUUAUGAAGAUGGAUCAUCUGAAGAGGAAAGUGAUGACAGUAAUUUGAGCAUUUUCGAUACUCGGAAACAACCUGAAAUGAUAAAGCAAACAUUGAACACUCUCCAGAAGUCUAGUUCAGCCUUGACGUCAACAAAAUCAAAUAACAUAGCUUCUAAGCCACGUCCAUCGCAUGUGUCAGCGAAAUUGUCCUCUGCUUCAAAAACGGUAGAUGAUAUUAUGCCGCAAUCUCCUAAGGAAAUGGAGGAUGAGCUUAUGCCACAACCACCACCAGCAAAUAGCCGGCAUAUCCCUUCCAAGAGGAUUACAAUGAACUUCCUGACUUACCUGAUUAUCUAUUGCGAGAGAAUAUGUCUACCCCUAGUUUUUCCCUGUUAA
Molecule: messenger RNA, 426 nt
Organism: Parnassius apollo (apollo)
Lineage: Eukaryota; Metazoa; Arthropoda; Insecta; Lepidoptera; Papilionidae
Source: the annotation of a GenBank genome assembly